ACGCUUGCGAUAUUUUACAUCACGUAACGACAUCACAAAAAUUCUGCCUUUUAAAGAUAAUUUUGCAUUGAAUGUCUGUAAUUCUUCGAUAAUCGUUAAAUAUAUAUUUUCGAAUUGUGUAAUAAGUUUGGUUAAAUAUACGGUAACAUUUGUUAUUUCGCUCAGUGAAUAUCUUUUUUCACGAUCCAUGAUUUUCUGGAGCUCUGUAAUUUGAAUUGACGCUUUUGGUUAUUCGGUUUGAUCAUAACCUUAAAAAGCCGUGUACCAAUCUUAAUUCAAAUUUCUCAGGCUAGUUAAUUUAAUUAAACUCAUGCCUAAUUGAUCUAAAAUAAAGCAGCAAAAACCUGAUAUAUCCGUGAUCAAAUUUUUCAGUAAGGCCAAAAAUGGACAAUGAGAAGCAGAAAGAUGAAAUUGUUGCGCUGGAAAGUAUAUACAAUAAGGAAGAAUUUUCGUAUCGUGAGGUAGAGGAGAGAUAUGAGUGUACAUUGAAAAUAUUUAUACGGUUACCAGAUGGUUACCACUUAGAUUACAAAGAUAUAAAAGUGCAAGAACAACAAAUAACAGAAGUUCCCAUAUCACAUUUACCACCUCUGGAACUUCACAUCUCUAUGCCAGAGGAUUAUCCGUCCAAAUCACCGCCAAAAUUCACUCUCUGUUGUUCAUGGUUGCAACACUCAAUGCUGUCUAAAUUGUGCAGAAAGCUGGAUGAAUUGUGGAAAGAGAAUGCAGAGCAAGAGAUAAUAUUUACAUGGAUAGCUUUUUUGCAAGAUGAAACGCUGAAUUAUCUUAAUAUACAAGAUUACUUGGACGUUAGCCGAUCGUACUCUACGUACUUAGAGAACAUGGAAAAAAAGAGAGAAGUUGCAGAAAACAAAGGAGAAAGUAAAAUUGGAUCCGAAGGAAAUGUUGGAUCAGGACAAAUUCAAAAACCCCAAACUACAAGAAAAACGAUCCAAAAAAGACGUUGGCGCAAACAAAAUAACAGAAGACCGAUUGAUUCAAGAGCGUUUGUCAACAGGUCUAUAAAUACAAAUCCUGUACAAUUGCUGGUCGAUUAUAAUGAAAAACGAACUCGCAUUGAAUUCAAAAAAAACUUUUACAAAUGCAAUAUUUGCUUUAAUGAGAAAUCCGGUGAACAAAGCACUGAAUUUACACCGUGCAAACAUGUCUUCUGCAAGGAAUGCAUUCAUGGCUAUUUGACAUCAAAAAUUACGGAUGGGAAUGUUAAAAAUAUUUGUUGUCCUGAAGACAAGUGCACUUCUGAAGCUACCCCUGGUCAGGUAAAGGAUCUUGUAAGUGCGGACAUGUUUGCCAGAUACGAUUCGAUACUUCUGAGCGUCACGUUAGAAACGUUGAACGAUAUUAUUUAUUGUCCGCGACGACAUUGUCAAUAUCCCGUCAGUCGAGAACCUGAUGAAAAAUUAGCGAAUUGUCCUGCAUGUCGAUACGCUUUUUGUGUUGACUGUAAAAUGGUCUACCAUGGAAUUGAACCGUGCAAAAUGAAUUCAGAUGAGAAACAGAAAAUCCUUGCUGAAUAUCAAGAAGCAUCGCCUGAAAGAAAAAUUGAAAUGGAACGAUUGUACGGGAAGAAACAACUGCAAUCGUUGGUUGAUAACGCAAUGACCCAAAAUUGGAUCACAAACAACAGUCGUCAUUGUCCUCAUUGCAACGCAACGAUCGAGAAAUCUGGAGGAUGCAAUAAAAUGACCUGUGGCCGUUGCAAAACGUACUUUUGUUGGACUUGUGGAGUUCGGCUCAAUCCUGAAACGCCUUACACGCAUUACAAAGAUCCCAAUUCCAGAUGCUUCAACAUGUUAUUCGUCGGAUUAGUGGACGACGAGGAAGACGAAGACGAUGUCGAAAUCAUAUUUCUACCGUUUUCGGACUCCGAGUCAGAAUCCGACGACGAAGAUUACGAUGAUGAUUUAUGAGAUCUUUCUUAACUUAUCACCCCCCCCCAAAUCUUCGAUUUCAGGUGAAGCGAAUUACAAAAGAUCUCACGUUUCAAAAGAACUUCGACCGAUGGAAAAAUCUAAAUAUAUUUCACUGAGAAGAAUCGCAAAUCAUGAAAAGCUACUAAAACUAUUUGUCUAUAAAAACGUUUAUGCAUAAAGAAUUAUUAUUUUUUUUUUAUUCAUUUGAUUAUAUUAGUGAAACACUGUUAAAGUUGAUCGUUUGUAUCACGAAGCCAUUCGUUUAUGUAUUGUUUGUAAAUUAUUGUAACUAUUCUUAAAUCUAAUGAAAUUCGAACUGAAAAAAAUGAUUGCUGAUAUUUGUAGCCAAGUAAAUUAUUAAUGUCAGCUUUUUCUGGUAGUCCAAAAAAUACUCACUGAUUUUCAAUUUUUAUAUUUCAAGUCUUUCAAAAAUACCCAUUUAUUACAUCAAAAUUUAUAAAAGCAUUUACUUUUAUCAUCUUCAACAUUAGAACGAAGUUUUAUUAUGUAUUAUAUUACAAUCCAUAAAUGUUAUUUGAGUUAAAGUUUUCUAUAAUACUGUUGUCCAAUCUGACAAAACAAAAAUAUCGAGCCCAAAGAUGAACGCAUCAAUGUGGCAAAAAAAUUACGAAUCAAUUUUUUUUUUACUUGAGCGCACCCGUACAAUGUUGAGAUCCCCACUUAAUCUCCCUAUCACCUCUUAUACAUAAUUUGCGAGUUUCUGUAAAAAACGUUUCAUUUUUCGACAAGCGGAAAUACUGAAAACAGAAUAUUUGGAACGAAA
Molecule: messenger RNA, 2718 nt
Organism: Venturia canescens
Lineage: Eukaryota; Metazoa; Arthropoda; Insecta; Hymenoptera; Ichneumonidae
Product: E3 ubiquitin-protein ligase RNF14-like
Exons: 5
Coding region: 384-1931 (515 amino acids)
Biological process (GO): protein polyubiquitination; positive regulation of proteasomal ubiquitin-dependent protein catabolic process; ubiquitin-dependent protein catabolic process
Cellular component (GO): ubiquitin ligase complex; cytoplasm
Molecular function (GO): ubiquitin protein ligase activity; zinc ion binding; ubiquitin conjugating enzyme binding
Source: RefSeq, a predicted model, not a curated record